AUGUCCAGUGAAAUAGCUGAAAAGUGUCAACAAGACCACAUCAUUGUGACAUAUGACUUAGCUAUUAUGGCAAUGCAAAUUCAAGAAAAUGAAAAACCAAAAUUUGAUAAUAUUUUUGUAAACUUGGGCGCGUUUCAUAUGCAGAUUGCUUUUUUUAAAGCUGUUGGAAAAUACGUAGAUUCUUGUGGAUUAGUAGAGGCUUUAGUGCAAGCAGAAGUAUUGGCUAGUGGUUCGAUGAAUAGCUUUUUGGAAAGUAAACAUUUUAAUCGCUGUAAGCGUUUACAUCCUUUAACUGCUGCAGCAUUACAAAAGUUACAUUUCGAAAAAUAUUUAUCUACAUCAAAUGUGUCACUCGAGAUGCUAGAUGACUUAUUAAGAACGGUAAUAGUAAAUGCACCCACAUUUAAUCUAAAUGAUCCUAUUGAAUUACCUGACACAUUAAAUCGCAUAAUUAAUGGGUAUCAAGAAUUUAGCCAGCAAACUUUAAAAGGUGAAAAAGAGAAAACAGCUCAGUAUUACUAUCAGUAUUGCGAAUUUAUUCAACGAUUUUCAAGAAGCAUACGGACAAGUAAUUUUGAAUUAUAUAUUGAUUUUAUCUUUAAUAUAAUUGAUUUAUUUUUUGGAUUAAACCAGCCGAAUUAUGCCAGAUGGAGUUUGUUGUAUUUAAGUAAUUUGAUUCGACAGCAUACAGCAAAUUCAUCUUUGAUUGCAGAAUUUCAUCGAGGUGCAUUUGGCAUCCGUCGUACACAAGCUAAUUUUUCGAGAUCACCAGUUGACUUAACGUUAGAACAAACUAUUAAUGCUGAUGCUAAUAAUGAAUUGACGAAUAAUCUUGCUGUUGAAUCAAUAUCAGCACGACAAAGAUGGGCGCUUAGUCAUAGUAUGAGGACAAAAAUACUAACUGCUGUUAAGGAGAAUAUUGGAUUGUCUAAAAAAGAUGAUACUUCACAUUCGUUACAGAAAAGCAAAAUUAACAAGGACAACAAAAAUCUGCAAAGUAUCAUUCAAGCUAUCAAGAAUACAAUGAAUCCAUUUGACGAUAAUGUUGAUAAAAAUAUUUUAUUUAAUAUUUCGACGGACAAAGCUGCUUCUGAAAAUGUUGCUAAAUUCCUACUCAACAUUAAAACGGAAGGUCAUGAACAAAAAUUAAAUUUCAUAUCAGAAUGCAACUCAGAUUCUAGUAGUUUUGAAAAACCCAUAAAAAGAAAUAACAUUUUAAAUUUUGCUUCUGAGUUCGCCACGAAGGUUUUGAUGAAUAAAAAUAAAACUAAGACGGUAAUAUUAAAGAUGGAACGAGAUAUCUUCGGGCGAUUGUUAGCUGUUAGUAUAAAAAAAAAUAAAUAUAGAUCAUUGCUUAACUUUUCCUUUAGCACCGAUGCCACCUGCUCUUUUUUCAUGUGA
Messenger RNA from Psylliodes chrysocephalus, 1401 nucleotides. Lineage: Eukaryota; Metazoa; Arthropoda; Insecta; Coleoptera; Chrysomelidae. The record is from the annotation of a GenBank genome assembly.